AACGACUUUUCAGCUUUUUAACAAACGUGAGGGCCACUGUUGAGUCCCGGACGUGUAAAGUGGAAAAGAAACUACAUGGCCGGCCGGCCGGCCGAUGAUGGCUUCCACGAAGUGUGUCUAAUUAAUCACGUCCGUAAAUCACGGAUCAUUCAUUCAUCAACACCCAUUACUAAUUCAGAGAGGCCAGGCUUGAAGCAGAUCGAAUUGCAGAGCUCUGGUCCCAUUUCUACUCUCUCUUUCUCUUCUCUUUUCUUUCUGGUCUCGACCAAGGAGGUGAAAGAUGGCAGAGACAGAGGCCGCCGAUAUUCAACCACUCGUCUGUGACAAUGGAACCGGAAUGGUCAAGGCUGGGUUUGCUGGAGAUGAUGCCCCAAGAGCAGUGUUCCCCAGCAUCGUGGGCCGUCCGCGCCACACGGGAGUGAUGGUGGGGAUGGGCCAAAAGGACGCAUACGUGGGAGAUGAAGCGCAGUCGAAGCGGGGCAUUCUCACCCUCAAGUACCCAAUAGAGCACGGGAUAGUGAGCAACUGGGACGACAUGGAGAAGAUUUGGCACCACACCUUCUACAACGAGCUCCGUGUCGCUCCCGAGGAGCACCCCGUCCUCCUCACCGAAGCCCCUCUCAACCCCAAGGCUAACCGGGAGAAGAUGACCCAAAUCAUGUUUGAGAGCUUCAACUCCCCCGCUAUGUAUGUUGCCAUUCAGGCUGUUCUCUCCCUCUACGCUAGUGGCCGUACCACCGGCAUUGUUUUGGAUUCUGGGGAUGGCGUGAGUCACACCGUCCCCAUAUACGAAGGCUACGCCCUUCCCCACGCCAUCCUGCGUCUGGAUCUGGCAGGGCGCGACCUGACAGAUCAUUUGAUGAAAAUCCUGACGGAGCGCGGGUACACUUUCACCACCACGGCGGAGCGGGAAAUCGUGAGGGACAUGAAAGAGAAGCUGGCCUACAUAGCCCUCGACUACGAGCAGGAGUUGGAGACCUCCAAAACAAGCUCUGCCAUGGAAAAGAGCUACGAGCUGCCCGACGGGCAGGUCAUCACCGUGGGGGCGGAGCGUUUCCGGUGCCCGGAGGUCCUCUUCCAGCCGUCCAUCGUGGGGAUGGAGGCUGCCGGGAUUCACGAAACCACUUACAACUCUAUAAUGAAAUGCGACGUGGAUAUCAGGAAGGACCUCUACGGAAACAUUGUGCUCAGCGGCGGCUCCACCAUGUUCCCCGGGAUCGCGGAUAGGAUGAGCAAGGAGAUCACGGCAUUGGCCCCAAGUAGCAUGAAGAUCAAGGUGGUGGCGCCACCCGAGAGGAAAUACAGCGUCUGGAUCGGAGGGUCUAUAUUGGCCUCCCUCAGCACUUUCCAGCAGAUGUGGAUUUCCAAGGCAGAGUAUGAUGAGUCAGGCCCCUCCAUUGUCCACAGAAAGUGCUUCUAAGAAGAAAUGCUUGGGGAACAAACUUGGGGUACACCACAUGUACACACACAGACACUUAUUGUUUGUGCGCGCACAGACAUUAAGUGUUUGUGUGUGCCUAUUUUAGACUUGGUGUACAUGUGGUGUCCCCCUAGCUUCUAAUUUUUAUAAGGACACUGUUCAUGAAUGCAGCAGAGUGCCAUCUUAUAUUUUUUUUCCAACAAUUCUACCUUUGUUUUCUGCCAUUGUGGUUCACAUGCUAUUAUUUCAUGAGAGAGCUUUAGAAGGGCAAAGAGAGUUUAUUUCUGGUUUUGAGUGUUCCAAUUCUUUUAUUAUUUUUUCUUCUUAUAAAUCUACGAUUGUUCAAGUGUUAUAUGUUUCUUCCCAUGUCUCAUUCGUGUAAUGAUCUAUUUCUGUUGUAUACGAAGUUUCAAGUGUUAUUCAGCAAGUUUCAAUCAAUUCAACUUUUGGUA
This is a messenger RNA of Cuscuta campestris, 1872 nucleotides long. The record is from the annotation of a GenBank genome assembly. Lineage: Eukaryota; Viridiplantae; Streptophyta; Magnoliopsida; Solanales; Convolvulaceae.